Melospiza georgiana is the source of this 3701-nucleotide messenger RNA. It is a transcript of the gene DCP1A, whose product is annotated as decapping mRNA 1A. Lineage: Eukaryota; Metazoa; Chordata; Aves; Passeriformes; Passerellidae. Gene Ontology annotation, cellular component: P-body. The record is from RefSeq and is a predicted model, not a curated record. Gene Ontology annotation, molecular function: mRNA binding; enzyme activator activity. Bases 7 to 1758 code for a protein of 583 amino acids. The transcript is spliced from 10 exons. Gene Ontology annotation, biological process: deadenylation-dependent decapping of nuclear-transcribed mRNA; positive regulation of catalytic activity; deadenylation-independent decapping of nuclear-transcribed mRNA.
UCCAAGAUGGAGGCGGCGGGCAGAGCGGGGCAGGAGAUGAGCCUGGCGGCCCUGCGGCGGCACGACCCCUUCAUCACCGGCAUCGCCGACGUGACCGGCCAGGUCGCGCUCUACAGCUUCAGCCCCAAGGACAACGAGUGGGAGAAAACCGACAUAGAAGGGACCUUAUUUGUGUAUAAAAGGUCAGCUUCUCCUUAUCAUGGUUUUACGAUAGUGAAUCGACUGAAUAUGCACAACCUGGUUGAGCCAGUAAAUAAAGAUUUGGAGUUUCAGCUUCAUGAACCUUUUCUGCUCUACAGAAAUGCCAGCUUGUCAAUUUACAGUAUUUGGUUUUAUGACAAGAAUGACUGUCAUCGAAUAGCAAAGCUCAUGGCUAAAGUGGUUGAACAAGAAGCUCAGAGGUCGCAGCAAGUUUCUCAGGACAGAAAAAGUCCCAGCAGAACCAAUGGCUGCAAUGAAAACAGGCCCAUUGACAUCCUAGAGAUGCUUAGUAAAGCCAAGGAUGAGUAUGAACGAAAUCAGAUUAGUGACCUAAGUAUUAUAUCAAGCUCUGGAAUGCAACAGAAUUCAAAUCCUCCAAAGCCAGAAAGUACAGAGCCUUCAGAACAGAAGCCUUCAUUACCAGUGCAAGAGCAGCCAUUUCAGUCAAGGCAGAAGCAUCUGACUUUGGAGGAGCUGUUUGGAACCUCUGUCCAAAAGGAACAGCCUGCAGCUCCAUAUCCCAAUCCAGAGAGAAUGGAGAAGCUGCAGACAGAUGCAUCUGCCAGAGAGCAGCACAGUUUGCUUUUGCCUUUUUCCUUUGACCAGUCACCAGUAAUGCAACAAUCCCUGGGGAAAUGUGAAAGUCCAAGCAUUAAAGCCAGUGCCAGCCAGCAGGACUGUUUGACACCUAUGAUAAUACCUCCAGCUUCAGUUUCCCAGCCUGAGCUGAAAAACGUUCCAAGCUAUUCAGUUCGUUUAAGCCCUGUUCUUAAUUCAGCCUCGACAAUGGAAGCUGCCCCUGCUCAGAUGCUUCCUGGCCUCAAACAAAGCAACAGCAUAAUGCAAGUUAUGCAGCAAGCUGCCAAGCCCAUAUCCCCACUGGUGAAUCAGCCGCCAUCUGACGUGAACCACGCUCCACAGAAUCUCAUGGCUGGCCAAAGCCAGCUCAUAGCACCCUUGACUACAGCAAACACAGGGACUGUCUCCAAUGCAUCUCACACAAGUGUUGAUCUUCUCCAGAAACUCAGGUUGACCCCACAGCAUGACCAAACACAGCAGCAGUCUCUCGCUAAGAGUCCCUUAACACCAAACAUCUCUGCCUCGGUUGGCCAACUUGCAACACCAGAAAGCUUCAAAGAAUCUCACAGUAAGCCAUCAGCCUUGAACAGCAAGAUAAUCUCUCCCCUUCAGACUGUACAGCAAAACAAGGAAUCAGAAGUAUUUCCACAGCCGAAAACUUUGUCUAAAGCCAGUCAAGUUGCACCUGCACAGUUUGUUACAGCCACGACGACAGUAACACCUUCAGUGCUCUUGUCUCCAAGUGUGUUUCAGCAAUCAGCUACAAAAGCUACUGAAGUGGAGAAUAAACCCAGUUCUUCUUCGCCUUUAACACUUGGAACAACAGAAAUUCAGACUACACCGCCUACUGUUCUCAGUAGGUCUCAGCUUCAAGAAGCACUGAUACAUCUAAUAAAGAAUGAUUCCCAUUUUCUCAGCACUAUCCAUGAAGUCUACUUGCAAGUCCUCACCAAGAGUACAGACAACAUUAAGCUAUAAUUGAAGCUGAAUCUACUUAAAAUAUGUUCAUUUUAGAAACAAUUAUGCCUCAUCUAUAAAACUAAUAUUUUUGUAAAAGAAUAUUUAGUUUUCAAUGUCUUGAAUUUGAACCUGUUAGGAACUAUUAUUCCUUAAAUACUUAUGAAAGUAAUGUUCUCAGAAUGAUCUAGGUUUUCACUGUGAUCAUCACCAGCAAACCUUUUUUUUAUUGGGGAGGGGACUUAAGUUGCAUUUGAGCUCUCAUUAGCAUUAAGUGAAUGUGCAAAUGUUUGCUCUGGCUCUCAUUCCUGGCUGUAUUCAUUGUUCAAGGAUUACAGACUCAAAACUAUUUCAACCAGCAAAUGCACAGUAUAAUACACUACAGCACACCAGAACCAAAUUCAGUUGUGGGAACCUCGUUCCAGUUUGAAGGACUGAGGAAAAUGAGAGCAAAAUGCCUUGUGAUGAAACUGGAAGGUGUGGGGAGGGAAAGGGUCUGGAAGCCAGGCCAUUGGAGCUAAAUCUUUAACAAAAGGUCUAAAAAUGUGAUUGGCUCAAUACAUUGGCAGUCUCUAGCUAAUGCAUGUAAAUUCAUCCUUUCAAUAUUUCAUUAAUCCUGUUUGUUUCUGUGUUACUGACAUAAAACACCCAAGUGGGUAAGGCCAUUUUCUCUAAAGAGGCAAAAUUUGAAAUAUGCAAAAUCCUCAGUGAUUGUAAUUUUUUUUAAACAACAAAGGAGUUGCAUGUUGAAGUUCUCAUUUUAAAUUUAUAGUUAGGAGACCACCCCUGGAAGACUCUUUUCCUGUUCAUGAGUGUUUGAUAAAAUUUAAACAUUUUGUUUCCUUUUAGCUUAAGGAUGGACCACACCAUAGUUGGCUUUCACUCCUCAGUUGUGUUGGAACUGCAGUCUUAAAAACUAUGCAGAUGGGAAACAAAUGCAUGCUUUUCUUCUGUUGCCCUCUCCCCAAAUAAUUAGUGUAAACUUCAUAGUCUGAAGUUAAUCUAAUUAAAAUGUUACUGCUUUGUAUAUGUGAUUUAGUAAGUCACUAUUCACUAAGAAUUGAACUGGGUACUUUUCCCAAAUCAGAAAAAUUUUAAUUAUACCUUCUUAUGCUGCUGUGUUGGUUUACCCAUGGGUUAUAUUUAUUUCUUAAAGGCAUGCAAAGGUAAUUAAUCUGAGUUCAGGUCCCAACAUUUUCCAGCAAUAGUAGUUUAGUUUUUCAGUAGAAAAGUGUUGGGUUAUUGAGUAAAAAGAUAAUCUGUAGUGAGUUGUCUUGCACUGCUUCAUUCUUUUCCCUCAAGCACUAUUGAAAUAUGAAGAAAAAUAUUGUUUGGCUCCUUACAACAUAUAUGUAAGUAUAGAUCUCCUAAGGAUUAGUUAAUGUUGACAUAGUCAAGGUGCAUGGCCAUUUCAUUGGAAACUAGUAAUUGAGCUUUAAUUGUGACUUGUUCACAAAUCAGGAUGUUUUAGAUACAACAAAUAUUUACAAACAUUCAAAUAUUUUUAUGUAUUUGAACUAUUUUAGGUUUUUUUCUUAGCUUUUUAGUGGAAAAUAUAUUUUGUUUAGCACUACCUGCCUUCUGAAAAGCUCUUCACAGCCUUUGAGUUCAGUGUUUCCAAUUAAUAUAGUAUAUUGUUGGAAAAAUGCUCAAGAUUCAGGGAAAGAUGCUUAUGUGCAUUCAUCGAGAAAUACAUUGGAUUUAAUGGUAGCAUCUAAAUUCAGCAAUACAAACUCAGACUUCUUAAGGAAGAUAGGAACUUCCAUAAAUUCUGGAGUUUGAAUACUAUGUAUGCACAUAAACAGUGAGAUUCAAGUUAGAUUGAAGGUCUAAACUGAUUUUAUGUUGGGCUUUUUUAGGAAAAGUUUCACUGAAAGGGAAACUUUUCCUAAAAAAACCAGGGAGCAGUUCCUCUGAACAAAAAUGGACAGUCUAAGCCAAACAGAGGGUUGCUCUUACCUAGA